Onychostruthus taczanowskii (white-rumped snowfinch) is the source of this 1588-nucleotide messenger RNA. RefSeq names its product interleukin 2 receptor subunit gamma (gene IL2RG). Gene Ontology annotation, molecular function: protein binding; cytokine receptor activity. NCBI's taxonomy places the organism in Eukaryota, Metazoa, Chordata, Aves, Passeriformes, Passeridae. The record is from RefSeq and is a predicted model, not a curated record. Gene Ontology annotation, biological process: cytokine-mediated signaling pathway. The coding region runs from base 392 to 1465 and encodes 357 amino acids. Gene Ontology annotation, cellular component: membrane; external side of plasma membrane. The transcript has 8 exons.
CAUGAGCCGUGGGAACACGGCAGGAUGAAAUGGGGGGUCCAAGAGGUGUGAGGCGGGGGAACUGAGCAGGGACGGUGACACCGUCCCGGUGGGAUGAGCCAGUGGAAUGUGCUGUGGGGUCCCAGUGGGUUAGCUGUGGUAUCCUAGUGGGAUGAGCCAUGGAGUUCCACUGGGAUGAGCUAUGGGGUCCCACUGGGAAGAGCUGUGGGAUCCCAGUGGGAUGAGCUGUGGGGCCCCUCUGGAGUGAGCAGUGGUCCCCAUAAGGCGGCCCUUGGGGCAGCACGGAGGGUGGCCCCCGGUGCAGGCGGUGCCGUGGGCAGGAAGCAGCGUGCUGCGGAAGCCGGCAGCCCUGGCUGAGGCUGUUCGCACACGUCCCUGGCCAGCAGCCCCCAUGGCGGCUCCUGGCACCUUCCUCGUGCCUGUCCUCCUCCUGUUCCUCUGUGGGCCGGGUCCCUACCCUGCUGCUGCCGACAGCCACCCAGGAGUGAAGUGUGUCCUCUUCAAUGAGGAGUACAUGAACUGCACGUGGGGGAACGAAGAGAUGCCCACCGUCAACUACUCCCUCUUCUACUGGUACAAGAACACGUCUGACAAGGAGGUGGAGUGCAAGCAGUACCUGCAGCACCAGGGUGUCAGGGUCGGCUGCCACUUCAAGCAGAACGAGCUCAUCCAGUUCCAGUCUUUCCACGUUCUCAUCAAUGCCAGCAUUGGCGGCAAGACCCUGGAGAUCCCCAGCGAGCGCAUGGAGCUGCAGGACCUGGUGAAACCAGAGGCGCCUGUCAACCUGACCAUCCGCAACAUGAGCAACAAUCAGCUGCGGCUGACCUGGGCCUCCCCGUACCCCAGAAACCAGUGCCUGGAGCAUGCUGUCAAGUACAAGAGCAACAAGGACACCAGCUGGACGGAGCUCUCGGUGAAUGGAGAUGUCUUCUCCUUACCCAGCGUGGACUAUGAGAAGUCCUACACCUUCUACGUGCGCAGCAAGAUCAACAACUUCUGUGGCAGAACCCAGUUCUGGAGCGAGUGGAGCGUUCCUGUCAUCUGGGGCAGCAACUCCACCAGCAAGGGCACGGGGGAGGAACAGCUGUACUGGUUUGGGAUCCGCACAGUCUUGGUGCCCAUUGCCUCCUGCCUGCUGCUGCUGGUCCUUGUCAUCCUGCUGGUGCGCAUGGAAAGGGUGUGGGUCAUCCUGAUGCCCCGAAUUCCCAACCCCAGCAAGAAUUUUGAUGAGCUGUUCAUCACCCACAACGGCAAUUUCCAGGAAUGGACUGGAGUCCCCAAAGAUGUUGUGGAGAGCUUCAAGCCCAACUACAGCGAGAACAUCUGCUAUGUGACUGAGCUGCCACCCAAGGACAGCCAUGAGCCCCUCUGGGACAGCAGCAACCAUGCACCACCUCCAAUGCCUGGGCCCCCAGCUGCCCCCAGUGAGCACAGCCCCUACCAGAACAGCUAUGGGAGGGUGUGACACGCUCCUGCACCCCUGCAUGCCCCAUUCGCCACAGCUUUGCUGCCCAAACCUUACUGCUCCUCAGGCUCUGCUCCCUGCUCCUGCCAUGCCUCUGCCAAAUGCCCUGGACCCCGGUCUUGC